CGCCACUGCAGAUUUUUGUAUUUGGUUACGAUUUGGUGUAAAACAAGGUGCAGCUCGUGUAAACGGGCCUUUACCUUAUUUAGCGUUACUUUAGUUACAGCCACCGAUUUCUUUCUAACCUCACUUUUUCAAAUUUAAAAUCGGUGAUAAUGGAUAAGAUUUAUUUGCCCGAACGCUUCAAUUCGUCCGAAAAGAUUAAUUUGAACGACGAAUUCAAGGCUCUGGCCCACUUCAAACUCUACCCUUCAAAAGUGAACACCGACAAAUUGCGGAACAAGGAAUAUCACGAGGUCCUCUGCAAGGAGCUAAACAUCAGUGAUCCCAACGAGCAACGCCGCUUAAGAGAAGUAACGCAUGAAAAGCUGCUGACCGCCGAAGACGAAGAGUGCUCACCACGUACUCUGAGUAAACGUAAGCGAGGACACGUUACCGAUAAUUCCACGACGUUGGCGACGGUUAAAGCCAGGCAGAUGUUCAAGUCGCAAAUCACCGAAAUAUACGCCAAGCACAAGCAUCACCUCGACACCUACGAAUGCGUCAAGGCCGGCAAUGCACAACGCCAGGUCGACUCGCCGUCGGCGACGAUAUGCGCGUUAUCGAUUCGCAUCUACCAGCCCUUCAACUUCUCGUACCCGAGUCGCCUCGAGGCAAGAAACGGCCAGGGUAACGUCUACAGCAACCUGAGGUUCUCCCAGGAGAUUCUCGUGCUCCCAUCCAACACCCUCGCCGAAUUACGCGACUGCAUCAAGUGCCACGCCGACGAGGGACUGUCUCUCGAACUGAAAGAGGAGGAGAGCGAACAUACUGUCGGUAAUUCCAAGGCCGAGUACCCGUCGGGUUUUUUCUUCGUCGAGAAUGUGUUUUAUAACGAUCUUCGGCGCCCUAACAGUUUUGACUACUCGGAGGUGAUUCGGGGGUGGGGCACAGAUCGUGGCAUAAAAAUGGAUGUCGGUAGCAUGGAUUUGACUCGAAUCGGUGAUCUCAGCGUUCGCUUUGGCUAUCCCUACGUGUACCAGCACCAAGGCAGGUGUGAGCACAUUUUCACCUUCGGAGACGGAUGGGUUUUGAACACUCGGGACAAUUUGGACACCGACAAAUAUCCGCUUUGCGUCAGUAUACAUACGCCGUACAGCAGGCUUUGUAGCGUGUGCGGCGUCGACGGUUCGCAGUGGGUUUGCGUCGAUUCGGAUCGAAUGCCUUUAAAUCCGAUGUUGUUGUGCGAGUCAUGCUUCAAAUGUUAUAAUUUCGUCGAUGGCAAAAGAGUGGGUAGUUUUAAGGCGUAUCCUUUUGUUGAUAAAAAGGUGUUGGUCUAAUCCCACUCGCAUUAAGUAUUUCUAAAGUUAGAAUUGUAAGUUUUUGUACCUGAUGUCUAAUAAAUUUGACACUUCUUGUUAGGUUUAUCAGGUUGUGUGUGUAUUACGUUU
This is a messenger RNA of Photinus pyralis (common eastern firefly), 1424 nucleotides long. It is a transcript of the gene Pbp49, whose product is annotated as snRNA-activating protein complex subunit 3. Bases 150 to 1313 code for a protein of 387 amino acids. The record is from RefSeq and is a predicted model, not a curated record. Gene Ontology annotation, biological process: snRNA transcription by RNA polymerase II; snRNA transcription by RNA polymerase III. NCBI's taxonomy places the organism in Eukaryota, Metazoa, Arthropoda, Insecta, Coleoptera, Lampyridae. Gene Ontology annotation, cellular component: snRNA-activating protein complex. The transcript has 4 exons. Gene Ontology annotation, molecular function: bent DNA binding; core promoter sequence-specific DNA binding; RNA polymerase II cis-regulatory region sequence-specific DNA binding.